Molecule: messenger RNA, 1602 nt
Organism: Suillus fuscotomentosus
Lineage: Eukaryota; Fungi; Basidiomycota; Agaricomycetes; Boletales; Suillaceae
Product: NAD(P)-binding protein
Exons: 14
Coding region: 1-1602 (533 amino acids)
Molecular function (GO): oxidoreductase activity, acting on the CH-OH group of donors, NAD or NADP as acceptor
Source: RefSeq, a predicted model, not a curated record
AUGUCGCCUCAAAAAGGGAUCGCGCUCAUCACAGGAUCUGCCCAGGGCAUUGGUCACAGUAUCGCUCUGCGGCUUGCGAGGGAUGGCUUCGACAUUGCCUUGAACGACCUUCCUAUGAAAAGUGAGCAGCUGGCUGCUGUUGCUAGUGAAGUCGAGGCAUUGGGACGCAAAGCGUGUAUCAUGAUUGCGGAUGUGACAAUCGAAGAGGAAGUGAAGAACAUGAUCACUGACACCGUAAAAGAGUUGGGCGGAUUGGAUGUGAUGGUCGCCAACGCUGGCAUUCCAGGAGCCAACACUGUCUUGGAAACCACUGUUGAAGACUGGGAGCGCACGUUCACCGUUAAUACCCGUGGAGUCUUCCUGUGCUAUAAACAUGCCGCAGUACAGAUGAUAUCUCAGGGUCGCGGUGGCAGGAUUAUUGGCGCAAGUUCAAUUGCCGGAAAGAUUGGAUUUCCAUCAGCUGCUGCAUACUGCGCUAGCAAGUUCGCUGUCCGCGGAUUGACGCAGACUGCUGCUCUUGAGCUUGGAAAACAUAAUAUCACAGUCAACGCCUAUGCGCCGGGUGUCAUACAAACCCAGAUACUGGAUAGUAUUUCUGACCAAUCUGGAAAUGUCAGCCUGGCAGACGAAGAUUCGACGAAUUACCUUACUCAGCUAAUUGGGAACCGGCCGAUCAAACAUAAUGGUCAACCAGAGGAUAUCGCAAGCAUUGUCAGUUAUUUGGCAUCGAAAGAGGCGCAUUUCAUUACAGGGCAAUGCUCCAAAGGUGUCGCCCUCAUAACCGGUUCAGCACAAGGAAUCGGCCGUGCGAUAGCGAUCAGAUUAGCCCAAGACGGCUUUGAUUUAGCGCUCAAUGAUCUGCCCGGAAAGAAGGAAGCAUUGGAAGACUUCGCAGCCGAACUUCGGCGAGGCGGAGAAUCAGAGAGCUCACACCAUCCUAGAACAUGCAUUGUGACUUGCGAUGUCAGUAAAGAAGACGAGGUGAAGAGCAUGAUUGAUACUACAGUUGACGCUCUAGGGAGCUUGGACGUCAUGAUCGCGAAUGCCGGAAUUAGUGGCAUGGUAGAUCUCUUGAGUGGCACGUGGAUCGAUCGUGAACCAUACCUGGCACAGUACUUACUUUUUCAUGCAGAAACUCUAGAAGGCUGGGACCGCAUGAUGAAAAUCAACGGCACUUCUGCAUUCCUGUGCUAUAAAUACGCCGCAAUCCAGAUGGUGAAACAGGGACGUGGCGGCCGCAUCAUCGGUGCCAGCUCCAUGGUAGGAAUACAAGCUACGUCCCCUUUGAUGUCCUACAGUGCAAGUAAAUUUGCUGUUAGAGCUAUAACGCAAGCGGCUGCGCUGCAACUCGGACAAUACGGAAUCACGGUCAAUUCCUAUGCUCCGGGAAUCAUAGCGACACCCAUGGUUGUCGCAUCAAAGUCCCAAAUUGCAAAGCGAGGCGACAAGGUUGACUACUUCCAAAAGACGAUCGACACCUCUGCAGUCGGGUACAUCGGACAACCGGAAGAUGUUGCCAGCGCCGUUGCAUACCUCACUUCCAAGGAGGCCCAUUUCAUCACAGGCAAGUCUCCCAUCUCACAAGGGCUGUGUGCGAACUAA